AUGGGUUCACCUGCCGUCCUGGAUGGCAUAACCCCGGAGAAAGUGGAUAUGAUAAUUGGACAAGCGAUCUUCGGAAAACGGUCAUCGUUCAUCUACUAUUGGUACGGACACGGAUAUUACGCGGCCCGUUGGAUUUGUGGCUUCUACGCUCCUAAAUGCGCCAUGUAUGUUUGCUGCUCAAAAUCUACUGAUCCAACACAAAGACCGUGUUGUUGUAUGGUUGGAAAACGAGGAAAUUCCAGGCCUUCGUGGACCGCUGCCUUCGUCAAAUCCAUGAAAUAUUCUGACCCAAGAGAAUCUCUACUCAUCAGCUAUGGGAGCUUCACAAUGAGGUGGCAAGUUACAGGUCUAUAA
This is a messenger RNA of Pieris macdunnoughi, 354 nucleotides long. The record is from the annotation of a GenBank genome assembly. NCBI's taxonomy places the organism in Eukaryota, Metazoa, Arthropoda, Insecta, Lepidoptera, Pieridae.